This is a messenger RNA of Propithecus coquereli (Coquerel's sifaka), 1152 nucleotides long. It is a transcript of the gene EEF1AKMT3, whose product is annotated as methyltransferase like 21B. The record is from RefSeq and is a predicted model, not a curated record. The coding region runs from base 60 to 740 and encodes 226 amino acids. The transcript is spliced from 3 exons. Lineage: Eukaryota; Metazoa; Chordata; Mammalia; Primates; Indriidae. Gene Ontology annotation, cellular component: cytoplasm; cytosol. Gene Ontology annotation, biological process: peptidyl-lysine methylation. Gene Ontology annotation, molecular function: protein-lysine N-methyltransferase activity.
CCCGCUACAUACCAGCGAUCCCUGCGCGGGCCGCGGUGCUCCGGCGCUCUCUCAGUGGAAUGGCUGACCUCGGCCCAGAUCCUGAAUCAGAGCCGGAGUCGGUGUUCCCACGGGAGAUCGGGCUCUUCGCGGACUCUUACUCCGAAAAGAGCCAGUUCUCCUUCUGUGGGCAUGUGCUGAGCAUCACGCAGAACUUUGGGUCUCACCUCGGGGUGGCGGCGGGUGUGUGGGACGCGGCUCUGAGCCUGUGCAGUUAUUUCGAGAGUCAAAAUAUGGAUUUCCGAGGCAAGAAGGUGAUCGAACUGGGCGCGGGGACGGGCAUCGUGGGCAUCUUGGCAGCGCUGCAGGGGGGGGAUGUUACCAUCACUGACCUGCCUCUGGCCCUAGAACAGAUCCAGGGCAACGUCCAGGCCAAUGUGCCAGCUGGAGGCCAGGCCCAGGUCCGGGCCUUGUCCUGGGGGAUUGACCAGCAUGUCUUCCCUGGAGACUAUGACCUGGUGCUGGGGGCUGAUAUCGUGUACCUGGAACCCACCUUCCCACUGCUGCUGGGGACCCUCCAACAUCUGUGCGGGCCCCAUGGCACCAUCUAUCUGGCCUCCACGAUGAGAGAGGAGCAUGGGACAGAGAGCUUCUUUCAGCAUUUCCUGCCCCAGCGUUUCCAACUGGAGCUGGUCCAGCGAUAUGAGGAUGAGAAUGUCAACAUUUAUAGGGCCAGGCACAGGGAACCAAGACCUGCUUGACAUCACCCCUUCUGUUCUUCUCAACCUUUUGCCCUAAUGAAGGAAGUGCCCAUCUUCAAAGCCAUUCCACAGAGCCACAAACACAAAGACCAGAAAGGAUGGAUUUCCCUGGUCUCUCUUUUUCCUCUUUCCCUCUUUGUUCCCCCAGAUACUCUUGGGCUGGUACAGGGAGAUGCCCGCUUACUAGGAAUCCUAGAGCCCUGGCAGCACUGGAGUUAGAGCACCAAGGAGGUUCCCAGCUCCUGUUCUCAGAGGAGGAAGAUGGGAGAGUAUACAGGAUUUUUAGGGGUAAGGGAAGUGAGUGGGUUGUGAGAGCAGUGGCUGCGGAGAGAGACUGUCACUGAUCACUUGUAGUCCUGGUGCUGUCUGUUUAUACAGAAUGGACUUUUUAAAAAACCAAAUUCUGUGGAAU